This is a messenger RNA of Oncorhynchus mykiss (rainbow trout), 3362 nucleotides long. RefSeq names its product retinol dehydrogenase 8. Gene Ontology annotation, molecular function: estradiol 17-beta-dehydrogenase [NAD(P)+] activity. NCBI's taxonomy places the organism in Eukaryota, Metazoa, Chordata, Actinopteri, Salmoniformes, Salmonidae. Gene Ontology annotation, biological process: estrogen biosynthetic process. The record is from RefSeq and is a predicted model, not a curated record. Gene Ontology annotation, cellular component: cytoplasm; cytosol.
GUAGCCUGCUGUAGCUGUAUUAACCUGCACAUGGGGCAUUUGAGAAAGCAGCACCAAGCAACCUUUUUUUUGUCAUUGGAAACAACGCAGCUGGCAACUUCUUCAACUUUGUGUUGCAGCCUUUUAGGCUGACCAGAACUUGCAUAACUGUCACUAUUACAUUAUAAUUCAGCAAUAAGGACAGAGGGGGUGUGGUAUAUGGCUGUUCUUAUUAUUUGUGACGCAACGCAGAGUGCCUGCAUACAGCCCUUCACCGUGGUAUAUUGGUCAUAUAUCACAAACCCCCGAGGUGCCUUAUUGCUAUUAUAAACAAGUUGCCAACGUAAUUAGAUCAGUAAAAAUACAUGUUUUGUCAUUCCCAUGGUAUAUGUCUUAUACACCACUGCUGUCAGCCAAUCAGCGUUCAGGGCUCGAACCACCCAGUUUAUAAUAUGAUGUAAUGUAUGUGUGUAUGCUAUGUACUUAAAUAUUUAUAUUAGAAAUGUAUUUAGAUUUGUAAAGUGGUGCAGACCCGUUGUCAUUAAAAAAAUUGCAUUUGUAAAGCCCAGCAAAAAUACUUAAGUGAUUGAAAUUAAUGUAGGGGGCUGAGGAGAGGCUUUGUUACUGAAAUCCACAUAGCCAUCCAUAUAAUUAACUUUACCCUCUAGAGUGAAAUUAAGCAAUCAGCAGCAGGCUACUGACAUCUGAAUGAAGUGGGGCAAGCAGCGACCCCACAGACCCGUUGUACCAAUCGGUUUGGUCGUACAGCAUAGACGGGUUAGCUGACAACGUCACGAAAACGAUGGGCGCGCUUCCAUGUGGCGUGUUGUUGUGAUUCUGGAUGACCAGAUUGCUAGCAAAGCUGACAAGAGACUGCCAUGUGGGAAAUCGAAAGUGGAUCGUUUCAUCUUGUUCUUUAUACCAUCUCUUGUUUUGAGGUGUUUUGAUUGAUUUCAUGUCAAUGUUAAUAUGGCUAAAAUUCGCUAGCUAGCUAACCAACAACUGUAACGACGUAUUUGAGAGACAACAACUGCAAAUUGAUUUAUGUUUUCAACAAAUAUUGUAAACGAAAUAUAGUUUACAUGUUGUCAACAAAAGCCAACAACGUCAGUUUUGCCCCAUAGUUGCGCACGUGUCGGUUUUGUUGCUAAAUAGCCAACCCGUCAAUGGAGCCAAUGCGUUCCCAGUAUAGACGCAUAGGAUUAGCCUUCUAAUCUUUGAACAAAGCACCUGCUUCACACACUGGCCGUGACCGCAAGGUUGACUGGUCACUAAGGUCCAUGCAUUCCAACUGCAAAGGACUCUGGGAGAGUUGCAGAGAAUCCAGUUUCAAUCAGGAGCAACUGUAGCUGCCGUGAGGUAUCCAUGGGGACCAGGAGGGUGCUGGUGACAGGCUGUUCCUCUGGGAUCGGGAUGGCUGUGGCUGUACGACUGGCCAAGGAGAAGGGAUUCAAAGUGGUUGCCACCAUGAGGGACCUAGAGAAGCGGGAACCCCUGGAGAGAGUGGCUGGGGACACCCUGAACAGAUCCCUGGAGAUCAGACAGCUGGAUGCAUGCUGUGAAGACUCCAUCAGAGAGUGUGUGGACAGCCUGCAAGACAGACAGGUGGAUGUACUCGUGAGUAACGCAGGUGUAGGCAUGAUUGGGCCGUUGGAGUGUCAAAGUAUGUCUGACAUGCAGGGGCUCUUUGACACCAACUUCUUUGGCUUGGUGCGGCUGGUGAAGGAGGUCCUGCCUGAUAUGAAGCGACGUCGAAGCGGACAUAUUGUGGUGAUGAGCAGCAUCAUGGGAAUUCAGGGGCUACUCUUCAAUGAUGUCUACUCUGCUUCAAAGUUUGCUGUGGAGGGGUUCUGUGAGAGUCUAGCAGUGCAAGCCAUGAAGUUCAGUGUGAAGAUGACUCUAGUGGAGCCUGGUCCGGUGGGGACAGAGUUUGAGAGGAAGGUGUACGAGGACGCUGAGAAGAUGGACCUCGCGGGCGUAGACGAGGAGACUGCUAGGAUCUUCCGUGAGAUCUACCUGCCCUACUCUAGGAAGGUGUUCAACUCUCUCGCACAGACACCCGAGGAAAUAGCAGAGCAAACACUUCAACUGAUCACAGCGAAGGAGCCUCCGUUUCGCCACCAGACCAACCGUGUGUACAUGCCCAUGACUGCCCUGAAGCACGCAGACCCUACCGGUCGUCUACCCCUGGACACCUUUUAUAAGCUGUUGUUCAAGCACGACAGUCUAUUCACUGCCAGUCUGGGGCUGCUGCGCAUGUUGCAGAAGAGGGCAGGGAAGAGCUCCAAAUGAGCAGAAGGUUGGAGAGACAGAGUGAAUAACCUGGUGAGGAGAGAUAGAGCAGAAGGUUGGAGAGACAGAGUGAAUAACCUGGUGAGGAGAGAUAGAGCAGAAGGUUGGAGAGACAGAGUGAAUAACCUGGUGAGGAGAGAUAGAGCAGAAGGUUGGAGAGACAGAGUGAAUAACCUGGUGAGGAUAGAUAGGGGGAUAGAGAGAGCAGAAGGUUGGAGAGACCGAGUGAAUAACCUAGUGGGGAGAGAUAGGGGGAUAGAGAGAGCAGAAGGUUGGAGAGACCGAGUGAAUAACCUAGUGGGGAGAGAUAGGGGGAUAGAGAGAGCAGAAGGUUGGAGAGACAGAGUGAAUAACCUGGUGAGGAGAGAUAGGGGGAUAGAGAGAGCAGAAGGAGUGAGUCAUUGAGUGACUCCACUCUGCAGUGCACAAGCCCCCUUUUCCUUUCUGCUAGUCAUGUUUGUGUAUAGAAACAACAAAAGAUUACUGUUGAGACCUUCCUGAUAGAUCCUUAGUAAAAGAUGCACGCCUCAGACCAACACGCUUCCUUGUGAACAUUCUCUAACCACUCCUUAAACUAUCAAUGACUGUGCUCAACAAAGAUGAGACUGAGAUGAGACAAGUUAAGGACUGAUGUUUGUGGGCCUCUAAUCAAACCCGGUAACCUAGCCGUACGAACUAAGGGCUCAGUGUGUCUCAGACCAAUCGGGACUCCUUCAACUGUUCCUCCAGCUUUUAGAGGAUAUUAGUGUGUUACUACUGUAUUUUAACAGUGUAAUGAAGGUUUACGGUAAGACUGGCAACACUUCAAUAAAAUGAGACAAAAAGCUUUUUUCCCUUCAAUUUAUUAGCUUUAAAAUGUUUAAACUUCAGUGGCUUUCCAAAUAUUUUCAUAAUUUGAAAGGUAAUAUUUUUAUGUGAAGUGUGAGUGUGAGGGGUUGUGAACUUAUUCCACUGGCCUUAUCUUCAUUUCAAUGGCUUUUAAAGAGUAUUUAUAACCUUUCCAAUUCACCCAGUUGAUACCAAUACCAUAGAUUGAGUCGCCCCACAGAUAUACCCCGUUGGGAUUGACACUGUGGCAUUCUCCAUACCAC